Helianthus annuus (common sunflower) is the source of this 579-nucleotide messenger RNA. RefSeq lists its product as uncharacterized. The transcript has a single exon. The record is from RefSeq and is a predicted model, not a curated record. The coding region runs from base 1 to 579 and encodes 192 amino acids. NCBI's taxonomy places the organism in Eukaryota, Viridiplantae, Streptophyta, Magnoliopsida, Asterales, Asteraceae.
AUGAAGGAUAAAUGGGAAUGGCCGGCGGUUUCGAACGGAGAUUUCACGGUGAAGAAUAUUAAACGUCUUCUGUAUUUGGAUCAAGAGGCGGCAGACUGUUUUGUCAUGGAUUGGUGCCAGUGGACUCCGGCUAAAUGUAAUAUUCAUGCAUGGUGUAUGGAGAGGGGAAAGAUUCCGACCGGAGUUGCGCUUUUGAAAAGGAACAUUCAUGUUGAAGAUACUCUUUGCCCGCUAUGUAUGUCGGACGAUGAGACUACGGAACAUCUUUUUCUGUCAUGUUUCAUUGCUUCCAAUAUUUGGAAUGGUGUAAGCGCAUGGUGCAAAGUUCCGAAUAUAUUUGCGUUUUCGAUUAAAGACCUCCUUGACUUUCACUUAACAUUAAGAGUUCCAGAGAAGAAAAAGGUAGCGGUUCAAGGCAUCAUCAUUAUUGUCUGUUGGAGUUUAUGGAGGGCCAGGAAUAACGUUAAAUUCUCCAACUUGUCGGUUAAGAUUGAUAGUAUUUUGAGUGAAGUUAAGUCUUUAAGUUUUUUAUGGUUUUCGAAUAGAUCAAAGUUCAAAGGGAUAGGGUGGAGAGACUGA